AUGGACGAACCAGUGGAGCCGACGGUACGACCUGAGGCAGAGGUGGUGGCGGUCCCGAACGAGGCUACGAAGGCGGAGAGAGACGCCCAUGAAGCUCUCCAGUGUCCGCAUGCAGCGCGGUGCACGGAAUGCGUCGCAGGACGUGGCCUGGACAACAAACACGAGAGGGUCAGGGAGAUCGACGCUCUUCCCGUGGCCCGAAUAGAUUAUAUGUUCGGCAAGACGCGGCACGACGAGAAGGCGCACCCAGUCAUGAACGCGAUCGACAAUGCGUAUGACGCCACGGCAUCGAUAUGGUGCGAGGCGAAAGGAGGUGGAGAUUUGUUCGUGAUAAAGAGUCUGAAGCGGCAUGUCAUCUUCCAGCGUGACCCCGCGAACGCAGCAGCAAGGGACGCAGCGGCGAAGGUGGCGACUGACUUGAAAAUGAAUUCCAGGUCCACCCCCAAGGCGAGCAAGGGCAGCAACGGCACGUUGGAGCGAUUCUACUCUUUCAUCGAGGGCACGCCGAGGACCUGGAGGAGGGCCAUCGGAAGAAAGUACGGGAUCGUGAUCGAGCCGCGGCAUCCCAUCAUGGCCUGGAUCGCGCGGCACGCCUCCUGGACGCACGAUCGGUUCCUCGUCCACCGCUCCGACUACAAGACCUCGUUCGAGCGCCAGCACGAGAGGCACUGCGACAAGAAGUUCGAGACCGCCCGGGGCUGCGGCAUCUACCUGGGGCCUUCGCUGGAGGACGACCAACGCAUCUGCGGCGCGCGACGCGGCAUCACCCUGGCGAGACCGGCCCGACGGCUGGUGGAGAGCGAGCGGCACGACAAGCAGUUGUUGCUCGCGAUGAAAGGCAUCCCUGGGGAUACCCGCCCGACCAACGCGUCGGCGCCAGUGGUCGACAGGGUCGCCGAGGCCUUGGACUUGAACCAGCCGAAGCCCACCAGGCCUCCCCGGCCCGAGGGCGCCGCGGCGCAGGAGGGGCAGGGCGCGCGCGAUGAGGAGAUGCGCUAUGACGACGCGGAGGACGGCAAUGCCUUGCCGGACACGACGUCCAAGGAGUUCACGCCAGAUUCGAAGCGCGCGGCAGUCGAGGAAGCUAAAAGCGCCGCUGGCAAGCGGGCCAGCGAGGCGCCCGCGGAAGGCGAGGCGCGCGAGAAGGAGAGGAAGGUCCAGGCGGUGAAGGUUGGCAACGUGAUGGUCGCCAACGCUAUGGGCUACCCCGAGGGCACCGAGCUCUGCGCCCCGUGCGAGCUCGACCCGAACUUCGAGCUGCUGAACGAGGCCUACUACGACGACGACAACGACGACGGCGAGCAGCUCGACAUGGACCAGGUCCGCGAGGGCAUCGAGCGAGAGGCGAAGUUCAUGGAGUCGCUCGACAUCGGCGAGGUGGUCGAGCGCCCACACGGCAAGAAGGUCUGGGGCACGCGAUGGUGCCACUGCAAGAAGGGCGACGGCGUUAGGAGCAGGUUCGUCCUGAAGCAGUUUAAGGAUGCGCAGGCAGGCGACUUCCUCGCUUGCGCCCUCCUCACGGAGGCCGCGCCUGCGCCGAUGGCGGCGGCGACGAUGCUCGAGCACAGCAUUGCGACGACGGACUCCAGCGUGACUUUCACGCACACGCCAGUGAAGGAGGACGCCGAGAUCUAUGCGGGGAUGACGCCUGCGUACGGGAUGGGUUACGGCUUCGUGUGGAAGCUGAGCAAGUCUCUCUACGGGCUCAGGGAGGCGGCGCUCAGGGAGAAGGGCAUCAGGGUCGUUGUCCACACAGACGACCCCCUUGCCCCGGGCCCGACGCAGGGCGUGCACGACGAGUUCUUCGACGAGCUGGCCAAGCAUUAUGCGAUCCAGGGGCGGCGCGUUCCAGGCGAGGACCCCGUGAUCAACUUCGGUUCGUCGUUGCAGCAGUUCGGGGGCGUGGUCGUGGAGAAGAGCAAGCCUGUCUACGUGGAGAGCAUUGUCAAGGCCGCGGGGACGCCGUGCUGCAAGACGGCGGGCACUGCGGGGGCGAGGCCAGACCUCGCACAGCCUGGAGCCGAGCAGCUGCUCAAGAGCGAGGAGCACGCGCUGUGCCAGGGGUGCCGCGGGACGAUCCAGUUCGCCACCCCUCGGAGGCUGGACGCGACGCACCCGCUGAAGGAGCCGGGCAGGCGGCUGAGCGAACCACGCUCGGCCGACAUGAAGUGCCUGAAGCACCUCCGCUACCUCAGCGGGACGAUCGACCUGGCGAUGGUUCAUUGCUCUUCGCGAGACUGGAAGCGUCUGCGAGGGAGCACGGACUCGGACUGGACUGGAUGUCCGGAGACACAGAAGUCGACGGCUUGCGGGAUCGUGCGAUGGCGCAGCGCGGCCGCGAGUGCCUACGCGCGCACGGAGUCGGUCUUGGCCCAGUCGAGCCCUGAGGCCGAGUACCAGGCGGCGGUGGAGCUGGCGGCGGAGAUGCUGUACGUCCGCGAGCUCGUCAGGUUCAUGGGCUUCGAGACGUCCCGGGAGAUCGAGCGCGACGCCUCCUCUGCCAUCGCGAUCGCCUCGCGACGAGGUCUCGGCAAGCUGGGCCACCUGGAAGUCGAAUGGCGUCGGCCCCAGCAGCUCGUCGGAACGGGGCAGAUCAAGAUCCCGAAGGCGAAGGGCACGGAGAACCGACCCGACGUCGGCGCGACGUUCCUGGGCAAGGCUGCGCUGGAGAAGUGCCGUUCUAUGCUGGGCAUGACGCCCGUUGGGAUGUAUGGCGCUGGGACUGCGGCGGCCCUGACGGCGACAGGGGGGGCACGAUACAUGGCAGCGUUCAUGGCGAUGGUGAACGCGGCAAGAGCCGAGACCGCGACCACGGCAACUACGACGGCCACUACGACUGCACCGGAGGUGCACGUGAUGAUUGCCCCGGUCGGGUCGGGGUUCUGCAUGCUGACGGG
This is a messenger RNA of Prorocentrum cordatum, 2897 nucleotides long. The record is from the annotation of a GenBank genome assembly. NCBI's taxonomy places the organism in Eukaryota, Dinophyceae, Prorocentrales, Prorocentraceae.